Messenger RNA from Aspergillus pseudoviridinutans, 558 nucleotides. Its product is annotated as copper transporter family protein. Gene Ontology annotation, molecular function: copper ion transmembrane transporter activity. Gene Ontology annotation, cellular component: plasma membrane. Gene Ontology annotation, biological process: copper ion transmembrane transport; intracellular copper ion homeostasis. Bases 1 to 558 code for a protein of 185 amino acids. NCBI's taxonomy places the organism in Eukaryota, Fungi, Ascomycota, Eurotiomycetes, Eurotiales, Aspergillaceae. The transcript is spliced from 2 exons. The record is from RefSeq and is a predicted model, not a curated record.
AUGGACCACUCGAGCCAUUCGAGCAUGUCUUCCUCUUCAUCAAUGACUAUGACUAUGGUCUUCACCAACAGUCAUGACACUCCGUUGUACUCCUCGGCAUGGACACCGUCUUCUAGCGGUGCUUAUGCAGGCACCUGUAUCUUCCUCAUCAUCCUGGCCAUCAUCAAUCGCUGCUUAGUCGCUUUCAAAGCCUCCAUGGAGCACUACUGGUUUGCGACUCAUCUCAAUCGCCGUUACGUCGCCAUAGCGGGGAAAACAUCUGAAGCCGGUCGUGUCGACACAGACCCUGACGCGAAGGUCGCUUCUCUGGUAACUGCUCAAGGAGUGGAAGAGUCAGUAAAGGUCGUGCGACGAGUUUCGCGAGAGCCUAUUCCCUGGAGGUUCAGCGUCGACCUUCCACGGGCAGCUAUCUUCUUGUGUAUCACAGGCGUGUCCUACCUGCUCAUGUUAGCCGUGAUGACAAUGAAUGUGGGCUAUUUCUGCUCCGUUCUUGCUGGUGCUUUCCUCGGAGAGCUGGCGGUGGGACGGUACAUCCAAUGGAAUGAACACGAUCACUAG